CAAUCGAUUGUGAACUGGUGAAUUAGAAGAAGCAGUGAACAAACAUUUCAUCCCACUCAUAAAUUUAGAGUUUUUCAUUGUAAAAUUCCGUCUCAAAAUUAAAACGGAUUGUGUUUUUUGAGUAAAUGUCAAAAAUAGCAAAACUUAACAAACGAAAAAUUAAAAAAACAGAAUAAUUUGCCAUAAGCGGAAACACAGCAAAUAAUAUUUGCCAACCGGCAGAACUUUGUCACAUAUUCCGUUUUUUUUCUUCUCUUCAAUAUCUUGUGCGCAGUACCCAGCAACACAACGUAUGUGAAGUUGUGUAUCAGUAAACAGAAGGCAAUCGCAAGAAGAAGCGCAGCAGUGGAAUUAGAAGGCAGAACUUUGCAUUUAUUAAAUAAUUUGUAAAAAAAUUGGAGAUUGUCAUUGAAAACUUUAUUCAUAUUGCAAUUGGAAAGCUAUUUAAAACGAAUCCAGCUAAGAGUACGUGGUGCUUGAAGAACGACUUAAGUGUCUUGCAUCCGAAGAACCUUCAAAGGAUAAUCGGCGGAGUUUUGUGAAAAACCUGAAGGCGAUCUGCGUGGCCUGCUCCCAGUUCCCUUAUGUGAAGCAGUCAACUUAUUGCUUACUCUUUUACUCAGUAUUUUUGACGUUUAAUAAUAACGUUGAGCAAACAAAUUGAGGCUGGCUGCAAAGCGAUAUAUAUUCAUACAUAAAAGUAUACAUACAUAUUUAACAUAGUAGAAGUAAACUGCAGAUACGCUCACAUUGCUACUUUAGUAUAUAAAACGGCUAAAGUUAAAAAAAAUAUACAUUCCAAGUACGCAUCCGCGAAGUACAAAACAAGAAAAGCUAAGGAGCAAAACAUAUUCACAAUACAGUAUAAAAGCCGUAAUUUCCAAAAUUCUGGUCAGUUAAUAGGCACAAAAACAACCAAGUGUGUAGGCGUUCUAAAUUAUAGGCAUCAAUUCAAACAUCAGCAACGAAAACGUUAACAACCAAGUACAACGAUAAACAUAACUCCGCGUUACUGCCUGCUCAUAACGUCGUUUCAACGCAGUUGGUACCGUAAAGGCACGUUGCUUCAUUUGAGUUUAUUCGGCUGAGCGUUAAACGCAGUAUAGCUUUCACCACGUCUCAGGGAGAAGAUAUGGAUAUUGAUUCUGCUCCUGUGCCACCACCACAGGAGUACUCAGAUAACCCAGCAGGCUAUCAGUCGGAAUCAUCUAUGAAUUUCGAUUAUUUGCACGGUUUAAAUGAGGGCGCAUCCGCCGCAGCUAGGGCGUCCUCAUCAGCGACAUCACUGGGCGGUCAUGGCAGUUCGUCGGAUUCGCCGCGCCAUUUUGGUGCUGUUGGUGGGGGUGGCAUAGAUGCGAGCACGUCCAGUAUGCAGAGCUACGGCUACGUUGAUGACAGUAAAGCAUUGGACAGGCCCUUUAACCUAAACGAAAGAUUUGUUUCAGUGUUGGACCAAUUGGAUGCGCGCGUUGAGAAAUUUCGCAAAGAUGCUAUGGGCCUACAGGAGAAGAAGGAUUUCCUGCUCAUGUCCAUCGAUCUGAUCAAGAGUCAUGACAUGCUGCAUUCAAUGAUGGAAUCCGAACGUGAGGAAAUCUUCUGCUACAUACAGCGCGUAAAUUCGCGUCUCUCCACCGUCAAUCUGAUGGUGCAUACUGUGCGCGAUCGUUCGCAGGAGGAUGCGCUCAGUCAAAUUAACGAGCUCAUCGAUAUGAUGAUCACCAUGCGCGAUCCAGUUUUGGCGCGCCAACGUUGCCAACAAUACCUGAAUGCUUGCUGCAGUGCAGCUGAAGCGGCUGAAUCAUAUGAAUAUGGCGUCGAUGUAGAUGCAGGUCCAAUCGACAAGAAAUUCGAGGGCGCUCUGCUGGGUUGUACGCUCGAUGAUCAGAAGAACAUAAAAAAGCGGUUGCAGGCUUUAAUGGGCUACUUGAACAAACAAACAGUGCGAAAUUGAAUGAAAUGAGUGGAAAAAGACAAAAAAAAAAUCAAAUAAAAAGAUGAUGCUACAGGCUUUAAACGGAGAAUUUAGUCAAAUAAAACGUGUAAGCCAUAUAAUGGAUCAUAGUAUAAAGAAUGCAAAUGGGUGAUUAAGGAGAAAUAAAACAAAUUGCUGCCUCAAAGCGCGCAACAACUGCAGGAAAUGCGACGUCAAAAUAACAAAAUGUCACCUACACCUCAAUACAAUUCUUGUAUGUUGCAGUUGUAUGGCACACUUCCUAUAUAAGUACUUUUUUGAACUUUUUCCACAAAAAUAUUUAUUACUUGUAUUUUUUCUUUUAAUGUUAUUUAGUUUUGCAUUUUUUGGCUAGAUAAUAUUUAAACAAUUAAAUGCAUAAUACAAAUUGGAGUUGAAGUUUACACCAAAAAUGAAUUGGAAAAAAUAGAUUUUAAUUAAAAAUAAAAUUUACCUAUUUCUAGUUAAAACCUGUGCACAGGAGCAAAAUACACCAUACACUUAUUAAUAUAUAUAUAUAUGUAUAUGUAGACAAAAUUCAAAAAAUACUAAACCCUAAAAGCGAUCUGUUGUGUAAUACCUAAAAACAAACAUACAUUUACUUAAAUAAAAGAGUCGAUUUUUAAAGUAAA
Molecule: messenger RNA, 2583 nt
Organism: Anastrepha ludens (Mexican fruit fly)
Lineage: Eukaryota; Metazoa; Arthropoda; Insecta; Diptera; Tephritidae
Product: BAG family molecular chaperone regulator 2
Exons: 5
Coding region: 1133-1951 (272 amino acids)
Biological process (GO): protein stabilization
Molecular function (GO): adenyl-nucleotide exchange factor activity; protein-folding chaperone binding
Source: RefSeq, a predicted model, not a curated record